This is a messenger RNA of Xyrauchen texanus (razorback sucker), 3638 nucleotides long. Its product is annotated as peptidase inhibitor 16-like. Gene Ontology annotation, cellular component: extracellular region. The coding region runs from base 232 to 1050 and encodes 272 amino acids. Lineage: Eukaryota; Metazoa; Chordata; Actinopteri; Cypriniformes; Catostomidae. The record is from RefSeq and is a predicted model, not a curated record. The transcript is spliced from 6 exons.
GAAAGGGUCCUGUACUUCUUGGGAAACUGAAGCAGUGACUGAGACACAUUCUCAGUUAUUCUCUCCCUCUCUGUCUAACUUUUUCUCUGUUUUAAGGGAGAUAUUUUUCCAUGCAUUAAGAGGCAAUUGAUAAGGCAAGACCUCUGGGUAUGUGACAGGGCAAGAGCAUAACUGGAGGACCUUUAUCCAAACUUUGGCUACAUAUUUAUACUGAGCAGUCACGCAGUCAGCAUGCACUGGAAUGCAGCUCUUCAGUGCGCUGGGCUCUGGGUAAUUUUCAGUUUAGUGGCUGGUCGCCUGACUGAGGAGCAGAAAUUAACCAUCAUGAACAUGCACAACGAACUCCGAUCACAGGUUCAUCCCAGCGCUGCCUUCAUGCAGAGAGUGGUGUGGGAUGAGAAACUGCGUUUGGAGGCGGAAGCAUACGCAUCAAAAUGUAUCUGGAAUCACAACCCUCGACUUAAGCAGCUUUCUAUGGGAGAUAAUCUCUUUUCCAGCACUGAGCCAUUUAAUGCAACCAAAGCAAUGCUGGACUGGUUUGGAGAGCAUGUGGAUUAUAACUAUGAAAACAAUGCCUGUCCUGAAGAAAUGACGUGUCGCCAUUACACUCAGAUGGUGUGGGCGAAAAGCAACAAACUUGGCUGUGCUACUUAUUUAUGUAACACCAUUACGGGUCUGAGUAGUGAAAAUAGGACUCUACUUGUCUGCAAUUACUUCCCUCGAGGAAAUGUUGUGGGACAAAGACCAUAUGAGUCUGGAGAAGCAUGCUCAAAGUGUCCAGACAACUUACCAGUGUGUGAGGAGAAGAUCUGUGUGGCUGAGAACUUGUUUUCAUCAGAGGAGCCAGUGUCUGAGGACACAGAACAUUCGACUGUCUCACCUGAGGAUCCGCUCACUAUAAAGGAGCACACCACUGCUCCUGUAGAGCCCACAAAGGUGCGCAAGAGAAUGGACGAGUCAAGUGUGGAAAGAGAGAUGUCUGGUUCAGAGAUACAGAAAGCCUCUGCUCCUCUUCUGCUGGCCGUCUGGCUGCUGGCAGCUCUCAUUUAGUGAGGGUUUGGAAUAAAUGAAAUCCUUCUGCACCUGACAUACAAAACACAAUGUUGUGACAUACACUUAAACACAAAACAAACAUGCAAAUGUUUUCAAGGUGUGUUCCCAGUUUAAAGGUGAAGUAUGUAUUCUCUGUGCCACUAUCGACUCGGCUUUCAAAUGGGUUUACAGAAAACUUCCCCCAUAUCCGGUUGGACAAACAGUUAGUUCUGCCCCAAACUAAAGCCAUUCAGCCAAUAUUCUUACAUCGAGCUGCUUGAGAUACUCAAACAAACAGAGCAAUGUUUUGAUAGCAUUACAAAACCACAGUAUUUGGGGAAGUCAACCUAAAAAUUGUUUACUUAUACUCGACUAUGCAAAUUGAGCUAGAGUAGGAGAAAGUAUUUUAACAUCAACACAUUACACUACACUACAAAGUGCGAUAUGACUGCACUUCUUUUAUCUUUACAAAAACGACCAAAUGACAAAAUGCCAAUAAGACUGACAGAAUUGUAUUAUAUUGUUUGAGCAUAAAUAGCAGAACUAAGUACAACACUUGAUUUCUUUAAGGGUUUCCAAAAGGCUUAAAGGGAUAGUUCACCCAAAAAUGGAAAUUCUCUCAUCAUUUACUCAUCCUCAUGCCAUCCCAGAUAUGUAUAACUUCCUUUUUUCUGCUGAACACAAAUUAAGAUUUACAAAAGAAUAUCUCAGCUCUGUUGGUCCUCACAAUGUAAGAUGGCAGCUUUCGAAACACUGCUUCACAAAAAAACCUUUAAAAAUCAUUUGUUUCAACCAAUGACUCGGUUGUGUAUCAAACCGGUCAAGUCACGUGAUUUCAGCAAACGAGUCUUCGUUACGUCACACUGUUCCUAAACAGUUUCCAAAUGUUUUCCGGUUACACUAAGGGGCGUCGAUCCUACAGUGAAACACCGAAUCAGUGUUAAAUGCAGGCUGUAACUGUUCUGGAGUCAGUUCAGCAAUAACUUCCGGUUGAUAAAAUCAGAAAGUUUCAAAGAAGACUUGCUGAUUUGAAUUCAGUCAUUUUAAUUUCCCUGUCAAUCAACUUGUAGCUGUGUUCCCAAAGGAAAGAAAACCAAAAUGUUGUAUUUGUGAGAAAGACAUUUAUUUUAAUAUUUUGUGACAUUAUUUAUUUGUUUUACUAAAGGUGAAUCUGGAAUUUCAACUAUUGUACACAGGGCUGGACUGGGAAGAUAAAUCGGCCCAGGAUUUUUCAUAGCAACUGGCCCAAAAGUUGUCGGGGGGGGGGGUUGGGGAUGCUGUGCAUACCGCGGCACCAUUUUGUGGUCCAUUCUGUGUAACGCGGUGGCUCAUUUUAGCUUAUCGCGCCCCAUUCGGCCCGUUUCGCGGCCGAAUCACCGGCCUGCUCGGUUCUCCCAAUGGCCAGUCCGCCCCUGAUCGGCCCCAAAGUGUGUCGGCCCACUGGGAAAUGCCCGCUAUGCCAGAUUACCAGUCCAGACUUGAUUGUACAUGAUAAUGCACUUUCACAUUUUUUAUGUAGUACACCCAAAUAUAAAGCACUAGAUUGCUGCAUAGAGUAGUGGUUAAUGUAAAAGUAACCCAUAUGACUCCAGUGGUUCAAUCCAUGUCUUCAGAAGUGAUAUGAUAGGUGUGGGUGAGAAACAGAUCAAUAUUUAAGUCCUUUGUUACUAUAAAUCUCCACUGUCAUUUCCACAUUCUUCUUCUUGUGUUUAUGGCGAUUUACAUUUGUUAUGCAUAUCGCCAUCUACUGGGCAGGAAACCCACACCUGUCAUGUCACUUCAGUUUGCCUUUAUGUGCUUUUUGGACCUCCAAAAUUUUGAUACUCAUUCGCUUGCAUUGUGUGGACCUACAGAGCUGAAAUAUUCUUCUAAAAAUCUUCAUUUGUGUUCUGCAGAAGAGAGAAAGUCAUGGCAUGAGUGUGAGUAAAUGAUGAGAGAAUUUACAUUUUUGGGUGAACUGUCCCUUUAAAAGACAUAUUUGAAAAACGCAAAUCGUACUGGGAGGAGUUUGAGAUUUGGUCUUAUUAGCCAGAUAACUCAAAGCAUGUACAACUGAGUUUUCCUCACAUGCUUUGGGUGAAAUUCCUAUUGGUUUCUCUUUAAAUUGAACCUCUCUUUUCAUUCAACGCCAGCUAUUUAUUGAAACAAAGCCAGGAUAAAAUCUUUUCUUAUGGUUUUUAGAAGUGGCCAUUUUCAGAUCAUCUAUUCAUCUCAAUGUUUUCAGGUUUACUGUAAGGGAAAUGAGUGUUGCCUCAUUAUUCUCAUAGCUUGAAUUUAAACGGUUUGUGUAGCAUUUGAUGCAGCAGACAUAAUGCAUGACAAUCAUGCUUUUAUAUAUGCAUCGUUUUAUAGUUAAUAAUUGAAGAACUAUUACAUUUGUACAAAGCCAGAUCAGUUGUAUCACUUGCAAAUGUCCUGAAUAUGACAUGUAUUUUAUGUAUAUUUAUCUAUUCACUUUGUAAAUGCCAUUUAUGUUGUGUUAAAUUCAACGGCUUGUGGAAGAAAUGUGAAGGGAAAAACUGGAAUAGAAAAGCAUAAUAGUUUAUUUAGAAUGAUAUAAUAAAUAAUAUGACUAUUACACCCCUAUCCAUGUGUUAGCCAUUAGU